AUGGCCUUAGCAUAUAGCUCCAUCUAUGAGGCUAGUCUGAGUUGUCGCGAGCGAUUGCAAGAGUGUGUUGCUCAGCCAGCGCUAAUGACGGAUGAGUGGGCAAGGAAACGACUAGCUGAUUUCAACCUUUGGGCAGCUGGCUCAGGCGCACUCGCCAGAGCACAUGCUUCACUUGACGAACAACUCUCCGAGAAGGAAACUGUUCGGAGUGUUGUAAUAGAUCUUUUGGGGCUUCUUGAGGCAUUGACACGCCGGUGUCUACAGACAGUUGGUCACAGUGAUUAUGUGGACGAUAAAUAUGCCGAUAGCUCCAGUGACGAGAAAGAGCCGGCCUUGACCGAAAUAUUCGCCGACACCGAAGCAAUCAUUACAAAGCUUGUUCGAAUUUCGAUCGCGAUCCGACGUUCCGGCGCUCAGGCUCACCGUGAUAGAGCAGACGGCUCUUAUGUAUCAGAUAUCUAUGAUGAACUGAGGGAUCAUCUCGGCUUCCUAAUUAGCGUCUGGGCUACGAAGUCAGAGCGAGAAAAUGGCUCAACAAGAUACCCCGAAUAUGCAUCAUACCGACUUAACGAGGUCCAAAAAAGGCUGAUAGAGUCUAACACAAGAAGGCGUCAUCGCUUCCUUUUCGCGAGGAGACGAGGUGUAAAGCGUGGGAAAGAGCGUGAUGACUUCACGACCGAUGAAAGACAAGUAAGGGGUUUGCAAAUACGUCAGCCCAGCACCUGCCAGGAAGUAGGCAACGCCGUCAACUUACCGACGACCGAAGGCGCGGCACAGUCACCGCACAUACUUUCUCAUUUUGCUGCUGCUACAAUUGCUGCAAGUUCUGUGCCUACUGCGAUUCAGAAUCCCAUCAAUCUCGCCUUGACAAGCCAAGCUUCAAUGACUGCGCCUUCCUCUAUCAGUUCAAAGGUUGUUUAUCCCAAGCCACCUAAAGUCAAAGAAGGCCAAGAAAUAUUUCGUUGUCCAUGCUGUCUCCAGACUUUGCCGCUUGCUACAGGAAUGGGCCUACGUUGGAAGAAGCAUUUGACGCAGGAUAUAAUGCCUUACAGCUGCGUUUUGAGUUCUUGUGAACGUCCUGAGAAGCUCUACGACACACGAAAAGAGUGGCUGAAGCACAUGUCAGAAGAACACAAUCAGUGGCAAUAUUGGCUAUGCUCGGCGUGUCUUGAGCCCAAGAGAUUCGACGUUGAGCAACUUUACGUUGAACAUCUUCUGAGAGAGCACGCCAAUGACAUCUCCGCAGACCAGAUCGAGGCAGUUGUUUCAAUGUCAGCAUCUAACGCGCCGCUACAUCUUGAACAAUGUCCCUUAUGUCCCGAAAGCUCAGCAGGCGAUCCUGAAGUCGACCCUGAAGCUAUGUUAAGUCAUGUUGCAGAACAUAUUCACUCAUUUGCUUUGUAUUCAGUGCCGUGGCCAGACAUGGCGAGCAAAGAGCGUGAAUAUCUUGGCAUUCAAUCGGAGCACCUUGCCGCUGAUUACUUCGCCGUGAGCUCGAAAGCGGGAAGUAGCAAUCAGUGGGGGGAUUCCCCUGGCUCAGAAGACACUAGAAUUGAUGCUGAAGGAAUGCCAGACUUGGUUUUUCAGGACCAAAACCCGGAAGUUCCUUGGGAUCCGGAACCCGUGCUAGAAAUGACACCGUCCAGCGCUGAGCCUGACAUAGGCUCGAGCCACCUUCAUGAUUCCAGAAUUCCCGACGGAGCUAACUUUCAGGGCCAAUUAGUCUCGAGACAGCUUCCUGCAGGAACAUGCGGAGGCAACACCUUUCUUCCGUACUCCUUCUUGGAAGAGAAGGUAACUACGCAGUUGGUCAAAGACACCCUAUCAUAUCAAACGAACAAAUCUCCAGAGACGAUAUCAAAGAUCGCCUCCUUCGUUUGUGGAAAGCCCGGGGCCAGGAGAGUUUUCGCGGUUCUUGCCUGCCUUAGUCGCCCGGAACGGAUUGACUUGUUCUACGAGCACAAUUUUGUCGACUCUAUUCUACCUCUCUUCGUCGAUAAAAGCAAGCAAGUGAAAACCCGAUCCGCUGAACCUGGCCAUUCUGAGAUCACCAAGAGGGUUUUUGCCGACAAGUUUUGGGCAUUCGUUAUUUCGCCGUAUCUCUUUUGUGACAACCAAUGGCAAUUUCUUGCACCGGUCUUGAACGAACAUCAAUUCAGAUACUCCUUCCGAAAGGAACACCGAAUGCCGUUCUUAGAGCAACCUGGUGGAUACAGAGAAAGUCACUUCAGCACGGUGGGAAAGUGGUCUAUUCAUCAGUCUCAUUUCGAGAAGAGCUCAAAACUUCGCCUGUCAGUCGACACAAAUGGACAUCCCAUUGUAGCAGUGAAAGAGCUGAGAAAUGUCAGCAUGAAUGAUGCAGAGUACCAUGCCGCAGCCGAGGCUGAGGCAGGAGUUCUAGAAAUGAUCCGUGAAAUGAAGCAUCCGCACCUCAUCAAGGCAAUCGCUUACUACAAAAGGGGUGAUCGGUACUUUAUUAUUUUCCCGUGGGCCGUAGGUGGUAACCUCCGAGACUACUGGGGAAGAGAACCUCCUCGUAAGCUAGAUGCAGAUUUUGUUGGCUGGGCUCUUGAUCAACUCUGUGGCCUGGCUAGUGCGAUUAACAAGCUUCAUUCGACAAAGGACUCCGCGUGUCGACAUGGGGACCUGAAGCCAGAGAAUAUCCUUUGCUUUGAGAACACUAGGAGCUCCGACCCGUUUUCUCAGCCGUUUCUCGUCAUUGCGGAUGUUGGUCUGGCUAAAGUUCACAUCUUAGUGACGGAGAUGCGUAACGAAGCUACACGCACGAUGAACGGAACGGUUAUGUACGAGCCACCUGAAGCCGUACUGCUGCUAACUAAGAAGCUACCACGAUCGCGACGUUAUGACGUUUGGUUCAUCGGCUGUAUUUAUUUGGAGUUCCUGAUUUGGCUUCUUUAUGGAAAGGGGGCACUGCUUCGAUUUGGAGAUGACAUAGCGCAUCCCGUGAACAGGACACGGCAAUUCUUCGAUGUACAUGGAUCUGGUGUGACCGGAGCGGCUAGCAUUAAACCUGGUGUUCAGAAGUGGAUGGAUUGGAUCAGAAGGGACCCAAGAUGCCCGCCGAACACUGCAAUUCGAAAGUUGCUGGAUCUCAUUUGCACACGAUUGCUAGUCAUAGAGGUAAGCAAGCUGAUGAGGAAAGAGUCGUCUGGAAGCGACAGUGCCCAAGGCAGCGCCACUCUACAUGCGACAGAUGGCCCAGAUACCCCGAGCAUUGUUCGAUCGGACGCCAACAGCAGCUUACAAGGCGAUACCGCCGACGACCUUCGUUAUCGAGCGACUUCUAUUGAAAUGUACGAAACACUGGCUGGCAUCGUGAAAGAUGCUUCAGGGAAACCGCCCAGAAUUGCUUGGAUGAAUUGGCAAGCGAGCUCUCCAGGAGGACUGGGACAACGCGGAGGAUCUCGUUCUCCUCCAAUAAACAGUUCCUUGGUAGCCAUUGAUGAUGGCUUGGCGGGUGCAGAUGAUAGUGGCCUGGGCCAUCCUGACGAUUACGUACAUGGUAUUGUUGGUACGUUUUCAGCCACCACCAAGAUACGAUAUGUCUUGACCCUCAAGGUUGAAAGAUUUACCUACAAAUCUGAUGUCUGGCGGCCUGGCUUUUAUGUCCUGACAAUGCAACUCUGUCUAGCCGGUAAGCUUCUUGCUAUUUCGAGAAGAGCUACAAAUUUUGACCACGCUGUCGAAGGAGAUCGAAAUUUCUCAUUCUCUUUUUCUGAUAACCUCGGAGCACUGGCAAACAAUUUGGAAGUCUGUGGCCUCUGUCGUCUCCAGUUCUUUUCACUUGAAUCCAUGAUAUCCAAGAGCUAUGGGGAGAUUCGGUUUGAAAAGUUCAGCAGCUAUUUGACAUCAAGUGUGAAGCCUGGACGGCCAGUUGCAGUCUUGUACAGCUUGCCAGUGCUUCCGGCUGCCGGUAGUCAAGCACAUAUCGCAGCAUUAUCGACGUGGAUAAGGGUCUGCGACGGUACGCAUGACUGUAUCCCAGUAUCCGACACCACCUUCCUUCCAACCAGAGUCAUUGACGUCGGAUCCAAGGGAGCCGAACAUUGCCGCUUGCUUUGCGCAGACCGUGGGCAAACGAGAUCAGGAAAAUAUCUUGCCCUAUCGCAUCCAUGGGGGUCUCCGGACCAACACAAGAAAUUUUGCACCUUGAAAGAGAAUCUUGAAAGCUUCAAAGAGGGGAUUAAGUUGACGGAGCUCCCCCAAACAUUCCAAGAUGCUAUCAACGUCACACGGAACCUCGGUAUUGGGUACCUCUGGAUCGAUGCGCUUUACAUAGUUCAGGAUGACCCUGAAGACUGGAAGAUGGAGUCUCUUCUCAUGGAACAGGUGUACAGCUCGGCCUAUGCAACUUUUGCAGCUAGCUGCGCAAGCGGUACCGAGGACGGCUUCUUGAAACCUCGACCAUGGCGACAAUGUGUUGCGUUAGCAUCCGACAGGGGCUCCUACUACAUCUGCGAAUCUAUCGAUGACUUUGGGCGUGAUGUAGAACAGGGGGAGUUGAACAAGCGGGCUUGGAUCCUUCAAGAACGAGCUCUAUCCCGCCGCACAAUAUAUUUCUCGGAAAAGCAGACGUACUGGGAAUGUGGAAGAGGCAUAAGGUGUGAAACAAUGACGAAAAUGAGAAACCGGAAAGCCUCGUUCCUGGGAGAUUCGGACUUUCCACACUCCAUCGACACCUACGUUCGCGGAAUGAAGAUUGAGCUUUAUCAGGAUCUCUAUCAGAAGUACUCGGGUUUGGCACUCAGCUCCAUUGGUGAUAGGCCAGUUGCCAUCCGCGGGCUUGAAGCACGUCUCAUCCGCACCUUCAGAACUGUCGGCUCUCAUGGAGUUUUUGAUACUUUCUUCCAUCGAUGUCUACUGUGGAAAAAGGCCAGCCGGUCUCUGAAUCGUAUCGAGUCGGAACUGCUCAGAGGAGUUUAUGUUCCAUCAUGGUCAUGGAUGGCUUAUGACGGCGAGAUCAAAUACUUGAAUGUUCCCUUCAACAAGUAUUCUUGGGAGGCGGACAUAAUCUCGCCGUUUAGGACUUGGUCAUCUCAGAGCAUGAAGGAGAGGGGCGAGAAAGAGGGGGUAUGUGAGAUCAAGGGGCCUGUAUGGGACUUUCGGGGCUGUGAUAGCCUCAAGCUGGAGCUCGACAAUCCAGACAGGAGGCUCUCGAACCUCAAAUGUGUCAUUGUGGCGAGGAGAAAGGAUUUACAAGGCGACCCUCAACAGUCACAUUACAUAAUAGUCGUGCACUCUGUUGCUGUUGACGGGCUCUGCGAGAUAUAUGAAAGAGUUGGCGUUGCGGAGGUCAGAGGAGAGCAGAUUGCAUUCAACAAGGGAAGUCAGAGCGGUAUUCUUAGCAAUGAAUCAUGCACUCUCCCACGCAUCCUUAUUCAUCCAGUAUACACCCACGAAAGCAAGCCACGAACCUAUAUUCCGCCCCUCAAUCCAAUUCUCGUCACCAGCACAGCAGACGCCUUCCUAGGCCGGUUGGUCAAGUCAAACUGUCUGGGUGGUGGAACGGUUAAUGAUCGACAAUCAGAUUUACGCCAACCAGCCUACUCGACGACAGUUUUAGCGAGAGUCCCCGAGUUCGAAUCCCAGCAUGAGCACCAUAACAAUCGCCAAGAGAUAGCUGCCCGCUGCCGUUCUGACCAUGGCGAUGCCGGCUACCCUACCUGGGGGGAAGAUGGCGAUGAAGGAAGCAGUUCUAGCCAUAUAUGUUCACCGCACUAUGAUUUGGGAAAGAAUGGAAGGCGGCAAAAACCAGGUAUCCCAUCAGGGGAGCCCUGUUCUGUCGCCAGUCUCACAGUUGUCUGCCUUCGCGCAGCUUACUCGAAGAAUACGGCUGUUGUUGAAACCAUCUUGCUCGUUGCUCUCUUCGUCCACGCCGAGGACCGCGGUCCUCACCGCUCGUCCCUGCCAUUGCCAUCGCACAAAAUGCAGAAACUUCAAGAUCCAUUCGUAUCCUACAUUCUGACCACCGCUCUGACUAUUUCCUCCUACUCCUUGAGUAGUCCGAAGCCUUCUCGGUCCUGCUUUGGCUUCGCAUAA
Colletotrichum lupini is the source of this 6060-nucleotide messenger RNA. RefSeq names its product serine/threonine protein kinase. The record is from RefSeq and is a predicted model, not a curated record. Bases 1 to 6060 code for a protein of 2019 amino acids. Gene Ontology annotation, molecular function: protein kinase activity; ATP binding. Lineage: Eukaryota; Fungi; Ascomycota; Sordariomycetes; Glomerellales; Glomerellaceae. Gene Ontology annotation, biological process: protein phosphorylation. The transcript has 19 exons.